CUUCUCCUCUGUCUCCUCUCAGAGGGAGAAGAUGAUCUGCAGGAUCCUGCUGCUCAUCAUCCUCAACUCAUGUCUCUGUGCAGCAACAUUUGUAGUGAAUGUGACACAGAGCUGCUAUCAGGCAGAGGAGAACCACAACAUCACUCUGGAGUGGACCUUCACCACCAGACCUCAUGGAUCCUGGAGAUAUCUGUUUAUUACCUGCACCUUGUUAGCUCCUCACAGAGAACUAGUUCUGUAUCAGGUCCGUGAUGGUGUUGAGGUACCAGAGUCUCAGAAUGAACAGUUUUCAGGACGAGUCCAGAGUGACAAAGGCGUCCUCAGAGAAGGACGAAUCAGACUCCAUGUGUCCAGACUGAGGACUGAAGACUCUGGUCUGUAUCCGUGUGACGUGAUGACUGAUGGUGGCGUCGGCUCUGCAGGAUGCAGCGUCAGAGUCACUGACCCAAAACUUGCUAAAACGACAAGAACAGAGACGGAUCCUCACAGAACCCUCAUCACCCCAACCCCACAGGAGACCAGCAGUACCGGUCAGCGGUCCAGGCUGCUUCUGUGUUUUCCAGUUAUUUUUUUCAUCAUUUCUUUGAGCUCAUUCUUCUUCUGCAAAUAUAAAAAGUCCAAGAACUGUCAAAAGAGCCUCCUGAGUCAAGCCUCCACCUUGCAGUCUGGAUGCCUUGCUCAAGGACAGACCUGUAUUGAUGUAGAUGGAAGCUUCAUGAAGGGCUCAGAUUCAAACCAGCAACUGCAGCCUCAUAGAAACCCAGGAUGAAGAACCAUGUCCUGGUGAUCAGUCUGGGUAUCGAUGACAUCAGGUUCUUCAUGUGGCUGCUGUCAGAUUCUGCAGGGAUCCCCCAAACUUUCAGAUCAACUCAUGGUCAAAUGUUCUGGAUUUAUCUAGAAGAAGAAGAAAAAUCUGUGAUUUCGCACCAGAAAAGAAGCUCAUCUGUGUCUGUGAACUGAACUGUCUCGCCCCCGUCAUUUCUCUCCAAUGGGAGCAAUGAUCUUCACCCACAUGGCUUUUAUAUUUUAAUUAUAUAUAUUUAUAUUUAAUUAUAUUUUAAUUAUAGUUCACUUGCAAAAAGUACAAUGUGAAAGCAAACCGCACCAAACAAAAAAAAAUAAAGUCCCCUUGUGGUCCGGACCAAAGGACUUUCCUUCUGUCAAUACAGCAGAUCUUGUAGAUCAGACUCUGCUUUGAAGCGUUAGUUGGACAUAUUUAAAAUGUCUAUCUUGUAGAAGAUGUGCACUGGUGAUAUUAUAGGCUUUCAUUAGUGAAAGUCUGGUCACUUAGUUUAGAAGUGAUGUUUUUUAGAGAAGCUGCUGAAUGCUGUGAAAACAAAACAGCUUGAAACGUAUUUUUGCUACUUUGACACUUGAAGCACUUUAACUGACACUGAAUGUUUAGAAGUAUUUAUUCAGAACCAGUGUUCAAAGAUCCGAGUGAUGGACCAGAGGAUCAAAACAGAACUAAUGGCUGGAAAUAGUCUGGAAGAGAUGUUGAACAGAAGCUAAAUAUUACAAGUAAGAAGCCAAACUGUUUCUGGAAGCAAACCACUGGUUUAUUGAAGCUUUAUUUAAACAUAAUGAAUUAUUUGAAAACUCCUUGUGCUGAUAUGUUUCACUACUGAAAAAACUACUGAAAAAAAAUAAUGUUUUGUACUUGAGUAUUUAUUUUUUUACAUUGAAGAUAUGUUGCAAUAAAGGUAUAUUUGAAAUGUU
Messenger RNA from Girardinichthys multiradiatus, 1719 nucleotides. RefSeq lists its product as uncharacterized. The record is from RefSeq and is a predicted model, not a curated record. Gene Ontology annotation, cellular component: external side of plasma membrane. The coding region runs from base 32 to 769 and encodes 245 amino acids. NCBI's taxonomy places the organism in Eukaryota, Metazoa, Chordata, Actinopteri, Cyprinodontiformes, Goodeidae. Gene Ontology annotation, biological process: immune response; negative regulation of T cell proliferation; T cell costimulation. The transcript is spliced from 6 exons.